AUUUCUCUGGUAACCUUGCCAACCAGAAUUUGGCAGUUACGAGAUCAUAAAUGACUCGUGAUCCCUGAAUGUACUUUAAAAGUUUUGAACAUUGAAAAACGUUCGUUUCUAUUCUGCCUGAGGUCAGGAAACCCAUCCCCACUGUGUCUCAAUGGUAAUUACAAAUCUCAUCAAAAAGAAGUUCGUCUUUCUCCUCUUCUUCACUUUAUUGGCCACAGUAAUUUUUAUCAGGAGAUAUGGCAGCACAUAUCCAAAAUCACUGCUUUAUCCAAAAUCAAUGGAGUCUUGUCCGCGAUCAGUCUCCAAAGAGAGCAUAACUCCCCUGAAAAACACCAAGCACUUCUUGGUCUCAGCCUUCAUGGAUCAGAGAGUACAGGGCUUUGACAUUCGCCUCAUCGGGAUGUUUCGGAGAGACUCCAUCCAGGAACUCCACUGCUUUUUCUGCUGUGCCGACUACACAAGUGAAACCACUCCGACGAAAGUUUUACAACACUCGGACAACUUCGGGUUUCCAUUUGUCACCACAGACAUCAUGUGCCGGAUUCCUAAAAAAUGCAAUGCCACACAUGUCACUCUUUUGACGAAGCCCAAGCCUGAGAAAAGAGUUGACUGGCUUCCUAUAAGGAACAAGAAAACUAACGGAGGAGCGGAGGAAAGGAUGGAUUUCACUGUGUGCAUCUCCAAUCUGUUUGGGGACUACAACAAUGUGCUGCAGUUUGCACAGACACUAGAGAUGUACAGGUUGCUCGGUGUGAACAGAGUAGUGAUCUACAACACCAGCUGUGGCCCGGACCUUGACCGUCUUCUGCGGAGUUACAGCCAGGAGGGCUUUGUGGAAAUAGUUUCCUGGCCGAUCGACAAAUACAUGAAUCCAUCGCCAGGCUGGUACUUUUCGGACUUUGGUGGUGAUAUUCACUACUUUGGCCAGCUCACCACACUCAACGAGUGCAUCUACAGAUCCAUGGAGCGUUCCUGCUACGUCCUGCUGAACGACAUAGAUGAGAUCAUCAUGCCGUAUCAGCAUGACAACCUGAAGUCUCUGAUGGACGAGCUGCAGAAGCAGCAUCCAAAUGUGGGAGUGUUCCUCAUUGAGAACCACAUCUUUCCCAAGCAUCGCUUUGAACCAAGUGGCAGGUUUCACCUUCCUAAGUGGAGCGGGGUGCCUGGAAUUAAUAUUCUGGAACAUGUUUACAGAGAAGACCCUGACCGAAAGAUUUACCAUCCAUACAAGAUGAUCGUUCAGCCAAGGAUGGUGGAGCAGACAUCUGUGCAUGAAGUGCUCCAAUUUUUUGGGCAGAAGUUCAAAGUCCCGCUAGACGUUUGCCGGAUCGUUCACGUCCGUGUGGCCCUACGGAAAUUACUCAAACUGGAGGAGCUCAAGGUGGACAAGCGGCUGUGGGAUUUUCAGGAAAAGUUGAUUCCCCACGUGGACAAAGUGUUGGAAAAUCUGGGGUUCCUACAAUAGAAGUUGAAGGAUGGGGUCGGAAGGAAAGACCAGCCAACGAGGAUCCUGUUUCGCAGCUUAAAGCUGACGGUGUAUGUCUGCCCUCGGAGGGAGCUUGUUUUGUACUUUUACAGACUUUUUUCCCCCAAUAUAUAGCCGGUACACACAAGCCAGUUUAGCAAUGUAAUUAUGUGGUACAUGUGCACUGGUAAUUAAGCUAUUCAUGUGCAUGUAACAUGCUUGUUUUGUUUUCAUAAAUGACUCAGGGAUUUUUAAGUUAUUUGUUUUACCAACUGGAAUUAAGUUUGCAUGUAAAGAUAUUUUAUCAAUGCUAGAUGCACAAGUAACUGCAUUUAAUUCCUAGAAAUUUAAAAAUGUAUCGUCGAUACCAAACCUUUUAAUGCUGCCAUUUGCUGUUGAACACUUUGGAUUUGACUGUUUGUCUCUUACUUUGCAUGUGAUUUCUGAGUUUGUUUGUCAGGGAGUAAAUAUCACCACAGCUUGUGUAUGAAUAUGACCAAGCACAAGAUGAUAUCUGUGGUAACUGCACUGCUA
Molecule: messenger RNA, 1999 nt
Organism: Poecilia latipinna (sailfin molly)
Lineage: Eukaryota; Metazoa; Chordata; Actinopteri; Cyprinodontiformes; Poeciliidae
Exons: 5
Coding region: 152-1465 (437 amino acids)
Cellular component (GO): cytoplasm
Molecular function (GO): glycosyltransferase activity
Source: RefSeq, a predicted model, not a curated record